Daldinia decipiens is the source of this 402-nucleotide messenger RNA. RefSeq lists its product as uncharacterized. The transcript has a single exon. The record is from RefSeq and is a predicted model, not a curated record. Lineage: Eukaryota; Fungi; Ascomycota; Sordariomycetes; Xylariales; Hypoxylaceae. The coding region runs from base 1 to 402 and encodes 133 amino acids.
AUGUCUUCUAUUUUCAAGUCCAUCUUCAAGUUCGCCGGCAAGGCCAUCGUCUAUGGCAUCAUAGCCAUCGGUGUUUGGGAGGCCUUGCUCGGAUGCCCUUCAGCCAGGAUGAUGAACAAACUACUUCGUGACAAAGAUGCGUGGGACCCAAUGCAAGCCGAAAACGACGGCGUCUGUCAACACGUGCAAAUCUGGUUCAUGAGCUGGUGGCAUUGCUCCGUUCGAUCCCCUGCGAAGUACAUCACGAAGAGAGUCAAAGUUGCGGCGGCUAAGGCCAAGCGAUCCUACAUCCGGGGCUGGAUGGCCAGAAACCGAAACAACGACACCGACACCAGCAUCACCCGCGGUGAGGAGCGGUACGAUUCCGACUUUGAAGAUAUCCGCGUCCAAGAAGCUUAUUGA